CUGAAAAGAGGAACACAACAGUUACUCUGUCCACGCACCCCCAACCCAACACCCAUAACACCAAGAAGUAGUGGCAAGAUUACUCCUCCAUUGACUGCUACUCUCUUCAGGCCAGCACUAGAUUUUGCAUCCAGAUUCCGCCAAAUACACCCUCUCAAAAAAGAGUAGUUAAAGAGAAACAAUUUAAGAGCAGCACUUUGGUUGCUGCCCCGUAGCAGCAGCAGCAGUAGUAGUAGAAGGGAGAAAUGCAAGAUCCAAAUGUUGGCAUUGCGAAGCAGCAGCAGCAGCAGCAGCAGCACCAGGCGGCGCCAUUUGCAUUUAGGCCCACUCACCACCGAAGAGCUCAUUCCGAGGUUAACUUUAGAUUACCGGAAGACUUAGAUCUGGUUCCUGACCCUUUCGAUGUACCUGCUGGGACUAGCUUCGACGAGAUGGGAUCCGAGGACGAUCUCUUCUCUACUUACAUGGACAUUGAGAAGCUCGGCGGAUCUAACAAUUCCAACUCUAAUAAUAAUAACAAUAAUGUUAACGACGGCGACAAUGCGGGUGGUGCUUGUUUGCCCCACAGUGGUGCGGAUGGAGAGAAGAGCUUGCCCCCCGGAACUAUGAGGCCCCGUCAUCGCUAUAGUAAUUCCGUUGACAGUUCCAGCUUACUGUUGAAUGAGAGCAGUAUUGAAGCUAAGAAAGCUAUGGCUCCUGAUAAGCUUGCUGAGCUCUGGACCAUUGAUCCUAAACGAGCUAAAAGAAUUUUAGCAAAUCGACAGUCUGCUGCUCGAUCAAAAGAGAGGAAAGCCCGCUAUAUAAAUGAACUAGAAAGGAAAGUUCAGACACUUCAAACUGAAGCAACCACUCUAUCCGCACAACUCACUCUUUUCCAGAGAGAUACGACUGGACUAACUACUGAAAAUACAGAGCUUAAGCUCCGGUUACAAGCUAUGGAACAACAGGCUCAGUUACGUGACGCGCUUAAUGAAGCACUGAAACAAGAAGUAGAAAGACUUAGAAUUGCCACUGGAGAAAUAUCAGGCCCUUCAGAUGUCUACCAUUUGGGGAUGCAGCAUGUUCCCUAUAGUCAAUCUUUCUUUUCACAUCAGGCACAGCCAGGACCCGGUGAUUCCCAAAAUCCACAAAUGGCCCCGUUCAAUCCCCUGCAGGCAAACAUGUCCAAUCGCCACCCCUCUUUGCUUGCACCUGCUCAAAUGCACUCUUUUUCUGAUACAUUACAGCAGGAUCCACUCGGUCGCUUUCAAGGCCUUGAUAUUGGGAGCAGGACCUCUCAUACAGUGAAAUCUGAAGGCCCUUCGCUUUCUGCCAGCGAAAGCAGCAGUACAUUCUGAUUGCUGAUGAUUGAUGCAUUGCUCCAACGGUAUUUGUGAAGUUGUUCAUAGACUGACACCCAGUUAACCUCCAGGUCCACCUAUUCUUCCAUUUUUUUAUUGUUUAUUUGAUUUGUGUCUUAGGUUUCGGUAGCCUUGACUUGUUCUUUUGGUAUCGGUCUUCAGUUAUGGUGGUGGAGGUUCGUUUAUUUAUUUUCCAACAUAAAUUUUGGUUGAAGUGAGAGAGCAUAUUUCUGAUCUGGUCCUUUAUUUGUCUGGAAAUGGCCACUAUGGCCAUGGGAUCCAUAGUAGCACGCACCUCUCGUGUGAUCUUAUUCUCAGUGUGUGUGUACCAGGUUAAACUAAGUAGCGGUCUGGGACGGUAAUUGUACUGUAAUUUACCGAUGGGUGAAACACGACUAUGUAUACUGUUGCUUUAUUAACUUUUUUGUCUCAGCUGAAA
Messenger RNA from Coffea eugenioides, 1779 nucleotides. Its product is annotated as transcription factor RF2b. Gene Ontology annotation, cellular component: nucleus. NCBI's taxonomy places the organism in Eukaryota, Viridiplantae, Streptophyta, Magnoliopsida, Gentianales, Rubiaceae. Gene Ontology annotation, biological process: regulation of DNA-templated transcription. Gene Ontology annotation, molecular function: DNA-binding transcription factor activity. The record is from RefSeq and is a predicted model, not a curated record. The coding region runs from base 246 to 1337 and encodes 363 amino acids. The transcript is spliced from 4 exons.